CGUCGGGCACCAGGGGCGUGUCCGAGGGGCGGGCCGUGUCCCGGGGGCGAGGCGUCGGGCGCCCUAAGCGGAACUGCGGGGGGUUCUGCCUAGGCCGUCGGGGUCCGUGCGGGGUCGCGGCGCGGCCGGGACUCGGGGAAACGCCGGACACUGCCUCGCGCCCUUGGAAAGCCGAGCCUUUGUGUCCCUGUGGGUUCUGCCCGGACUUCGGUGCGAUGGAGCCCCAGGCGGGUCUCCGCGUCCUCCUGUGCCUGGCACUCUGCGGCCUGGGCGGCGCGCGCGGGGUCUGGAGCAGCGGCAACCAGGAGUGGAAGAAACUAAUCAUGGUUCACCACUGGCCCACGACAGUGUGCAUGGAAGUUGGAAACAGCUGUAGUGCCCCCCCAGAUUACUGGACGAUACACGGCUUGUGGCCUGAUAAAAGUGAAGAGUGUAACCGAUCCUGGCACUUUAAUCCAGAAGAGAUCAAGGACCUACUGCCGGACAUGAAGAUGUACUGGCCGGACCUGCUGCACUCGUCCCGUAACCGCAGCCUCCACUUCUGGAGGCACGAGUGGGAGAAGCACGGGACGUGCGCAGCCCAGCUGGACGCCCUCAACUCCCAGAAAAAGUACUUCGGCAAGAGUCUGGGUCUGUACAAGGAUCUCGCCCUGAACAGCAUACUCCAAAAACUGGGGAUAAAGCCAUCUAACAAUUCCUACCAGAUUAGAAGGGCCUGUUCUUGGACUUCACGCAGCGGGGACCAUACGUGCCUGCGGUUUCACAGAGGGAAAGGAAAGUUUUCCAAAAUGCCGAUUGCACAGUUGCUGGAGCUAUGGAAGAAGAUAGAGGUGGAGCCCAUGGAAACAGAGACCACCGAGGAGGAUCUGAACCUGGACUCAGAGCCCACCGUAGAAGACACUGCAGAAGAAGGCAAGUAUGAGACGGCUCAGCCUGAGACCAAGUCAGCUGCGGCAGGAGAGGAGGUUUAUUCUGAAAUAGACAACAGAUCGGAGGAGUCCCGCUACGUAGCCAGGGCUGGCAUCUCUGCUCUACCUGAGGACGGCGGCCCACUCUCCAUCAGUAUCUGUUUGUGGGCCCUUGAUCUGCACCCUCUGAGCACCAGUGGUGCCGUCCCAACGAGACAGGAAGAAGGCGUCGUGAAGGAGAUUGACAUCAGUCAUCAUGUGAAAGAAGGGUUUGAAAAGGCCGACCCCUCCCAGUUUGAGCUGCUGAAAGUUUUGGGACAAGGAUCCUAUGGAAAAGUGUUCCUGGUGAGGAAGGUCAAGGGGUCCGACGCCGGGCAGCUCUAUGCGAUGAAAGUCCUUAAGAAGGCCACCUUGAAAGUUCGAGACCGAGUCAGAUCGAAGAUGGAGAGAGACAUCUUGGCAGAAGUGAAUCACCCGUUCAUUGUGAAGCUUCAUUAUGCCUUCCAGACAGAGGGAAAGCUCUACCUGAUUCUGGACUUCCUGCGCGGAGGGGACCUCUUCACCAGGCUCUCCAAAGAGAAGUCUCACAAGAUGCACAGAGAAGAAAUCUGUUGUCCUUGGAAGACCUUAAGACAACGGACCCUCCCCCAGACCCCCGUGGAGCUCUGGACCUGCCGCCGCCCUCUGUUUCCUACCCUGUGCCGAGCGGAUGGAACAGAAGGUUGGCUCCUGGUGAUGUUCACCGAGGAGGACGUCAAGUUCUACCUGGCUGAGCUGGCCUUGGCUUUGGACCACCUGCACGGUCUGGGGAUCAUCUACAGAGACCUGAAGCCAGAGAACAUCCUGCUGGACGAAGAGGGACACAUUAAGAUCACAGAUUUUGGGCUGAGUAAGGAGGCCAUCGACCAUGACAAGAGAGCAUACUCGUUCUGCGGGACCAUCGAGUACAUGGCGCCCGAGGUGGUGAACCGGCGGGGCCACACGCAGAGCGCGGACUGGUGGUCCUUCGGCGUGCUCAUGUUCGAGAUGCUCACGGGGUCUCUGCCGUUCCAGGGGAAGGACAGGAAGGAGACCAUGGCCCUCAUCCUCAAAGCCAAGCUGGGCAUGCCGCAGUUCCUCAGCACGGAGGCCCAGAGUCUGCUGAGAGCCCUCUUCAAACGGAACCCCUGCAACCGACUGGGUGCUGGCAUCGACGGCGUGGAGGAGAUCAAGCGACACCCUUUCUUCAUCACCAUAGACUGGAACAAGCUGUACAGGAAGGAGAUCAAACCGCCCUUCAAGCCGGCAGUGGGCAGGCCGGAGGACACCUUCCACUUCGACCCCGAGUUCACGGCGAGGACGCCCACAGACUCGCCUGGCGUUCCCCCCAGCGCCAAUGCUCACCAUCUGUUCAGAGGAUUCAGUUUUGUGGCCUCCAGCCUGGUCCAGGAGCCCUCACAGCAAGAUCCGCACAAAGCCACAGUUCACCCCAUCGUGCAGCAGUUACAUGGGAACAACAUCCACUUCACCGACGGCUACGAGAUCAAGGAGGACAUCGGGGUGGGCUCCUACUCCGUGUGCAAGCGGUGUGUACACAAGGCCACGGACGCCGAGUACGCUGUGAAGGAAACAUCCCCGGAAGCCAGUGAGUCAGAGCUGCGGGAAGGCAGAUUGCUGUCUGCAGGGACGUCUGUGAGCAAAGUGAACAGGAAGAUCAUCGACAAGAGUAAAAGGGACCCCUCGGAAGAGAUCGAGAUUCUCCUGAGGUACGGCCAGCACCCGAACAUCAUCACCCUCAAAGACGUCUACGACGACGGGAAGUCUGUGUACCUGGUGAUGGAGCUGAUGCGGGGCGGGGAGCUCCUGGACCGCAUCCUCCGGCAGAGGUGCUUCUCAGAGCGGGAGGCCAGCGACGUGCUGUGCACCAUCACCAAGACCAUGGACUACCUCCACUCACAGGGGGUGGUUCAUCGAGACCUGAAGCCCAGCAAUAUUCUAUACAUGGACGAGUCUGGAAACCCCGAAUCCAUCCGAAUCUGUGACUUCGGGUUUGCCAAGCAGCUUCGAGCUGAGAACGGGCUGUUAAUGACCCCCUGCUACACGGCCAACUUCGUUGCCCCCGAGGUCCUGAAGCGCCAAGGCUAUGACGCAGCGUGCGACAUCUGGAGUCUGGGGAUCCUGCUCUAUACCAUGCUGGCGGGCUUUACCCCUUUCGCAAAUGGACCGGAUGACACGCCGGAGGACAUCCUGGCGAGGAUCGGCAGUGGAAAGUACGCCCUCUCUGGGGGAAACUGGGAUUCCAUAUCCGAUGCCGCAAAGGAUGUCGUCUCCAAGAUGCUCCACGUGGACCCUCAUCAGCGCCUGACGGCUGUUCAAGUCCUGAAACACCCGUGGGUUGUGAACAGAGAGUACCUGUCCCAGAACCAGCUGAGCAGACAAGACGUCCACCUGGUGAAGGGAGCGAUGGCCGCCACCUACUUCGCUCUAAACAGAACACCUCAGGCCCCGCGGCUGGAGCCGGUGCUGUCGUCCAGCCUGGCGCAGCGCCGGGGCAUGAAGAGGCUCACGUCCACGCGGCUGUAGCGGAGCGGGACCUGCCGCGCACCCCGGGCUCGGGGCCGCCACCUGGCCGGCCACCAGCAUCGCUGCUGCGGCCGGCGCCCGGCUCGCGCGCGCUUGCUUGUUCAGCCCGGAGAGGGUCCGGACGAGGGGCCUCCCGGCACCCGGCCGCGCCAACCUUGCCGCCUCCGCCCCGCAACGCCGGGCGGAGCCCCUCCACCGCAGACCGCGCCCGACGCCCCGCGCCCCGCCGGCCUUUCGCUGUCCUGCCUUGCGUUUAUGUGGAGAGAGAGCGUUUCCAGUGGUACAGUCGGUAGCGUGGUCGGGCUUCCGGCACGCGUGCGCCGGGGGUCCCGGGGAGAAGGCCGAGCCCUGGGAGGGCUGGCCCCUGUGGCUGCGUCCUUGCCCGCGGGCAGAGCGACCGGCGGCACCGGGCACCCAGGAGCAGGCGCCCCCCCCCCCAUGAUCCAAAGAGCCCUUGUCUCGUCGCACCCCCGCUUUGGGCUGAGGCCCCAGUGCUCUCCCCCGUCGCAGAGCUCAGUGGGGCGAGGCCACCCCAGAACCGGGGGCGGCAUCGUCUCACGAGAAUCGUUCGUGUCCCCAGGAGGGAGCCAGCGAAAGCCUCUUUUCCUCAUUCCCCUCUAGGGCCGGGGGCUCCAAAAGCAGCUGCUCCUCGCCCCUGCCCCCGGCUCUAGGGUCUCCAGGGCCGCGGGGAGCUUCCCUUCGGACCCCUGCCCACUGCCCCACCCGGGGCCGGAGGGGAGCCGAAGGACGCGUUGUGGAGAGCUGGGAUGCACUUUGUGGAAGCUGUACUUUCGUGUCGUGUUUGUGUUUCUGUUGCACAGAUCUGUCCUCGCCUGACGUGUCAGUGGUAUUUAAUGUCCCCUUUGGGGAGUGUGCGCACAAGAGUGGGCAGAGGGCAGAGUGAGCUGGGCCGUGCGUGACCGGCUCAGCCCCACUGCCCGGGCCUAGACCACGGAUGCACCUGUCCUUCAGUCUCCUCCCAGCUGGCCCCAAACUGGGGGUGGGGGGGGGCCCACCUGCCACUGACCAGAGGACUCUGACCCACCGUGCCAUGACCCUCCGUCCGGUGUCGCCGGGCGCCCUCUGUGCUUAGGUGGCAGGGGGGUGCCUGUUGGUGUCAGACAGGUUUUCACCAAGAAGACAAUAUUCAAAAGACCUUCCAUCCCAACUCACUCGAGUACCCAACUCGGAAAACAGGAACAAGGCAGCACUCUAGAACUGGCUCCUCAGCUUGGCCUAGCUGUCUUCAGACCUUAAAACAUAAACGUACUGCAGACGCUUAAUUGUCCCGUGAGCCCCCUUUUUUUUUCUCAGCACCACAGGCAAUAAAAAGGUGGGGACAGAUUCAGGUACCUGAUUUCCCACAAAGCCCUCUUAGGCGUUUCUCAGAUUCCUCAAUAGGAAGUGCUUUUUCCCCGAGGCUCAAAAGACUUCCACCCACAUUUUGCUUGAGAUCAAAACUACGUUAUCUGUUAUUAGAAAUUUAGGGAAAACUGGGGAGCCCUGAGUCUCAGGUUCCUAGAAAUCCAUGAUAAUCCUUGUGUUUUCUGUUUGCUGCACGGGCACCGCCCUGUCCCUCAGCUGCCCGGGCCUCCGGCUUGGGCUUGGUUCCAUGUUGGUUUGCUUGAAGCCCACCUGUUCUGAUGGAGGGAGGGAGAAGGCAGAGAAACAGCUGGGAGGCGUGGCCGGUCUGUGUCCUCCAUGUGUGCGGCUCUAUUACACCCACCAGUUACACCCACGUGUGCAGCCUGAGCUCAGUCCCGCGCCUCCACGGGGGUCCAUAUGCUCGCGCCACACCUGCUCCGCUGAACCCGCUCUACUUGAAUGUCCCUAAAAUACUCCCACUUCCUCAGCCUGCAAAACUAGUAGGUGAUACUUGAAACCCUUCAACAGGAGGUCAGCCUGGAGAAACUGAUACCAUAUUUUCGACUGAACUUUCCAAAGUCUUAAGUGAAAGAAUGGCUUCAUAUAAACGGCAGUCGGUGUGUGAAUGAAGGUGUGAUGACUCUUCAUUCACUUGGAGAGGGUCCCUCCACCAGUGACGAAAGGCCUUUAAGGAUUUGCACAAGUCUUGUGACUGCCCAAGGCAUUACCCAGCCGUCCCCACUCUCACCUAUAGCCCGACCCCUCCAGGUCGUUAAAAACCACAGACUUGGUAGUGAGGAAACCCAGCCUGGAUCUCAAGCCUCCAGACCCACCGCCAAGCGGUCGUUUCGCGGGGACGCCUCCGGUCUCGCUGCACCCUGGCGGCCCCCACUUUAAAAGAAACACGUGACUCGCCCCCCUGCCCCCAUCCAGGGUGAGAGCUUUGCCAGGUGCCCCCCACUCCCCCCACCAUGUCAGACUGGGCAAGAGUGAGGUUUCACCUCUACCCCCAGGUCAGGCCGUCCGUGGUGUCAAACCAGCUGUGUGUGUGACGCCGUUUGGAAGAGCGUUAGGCCUGCGGGCGGUCACAGUGCUUGAUGUGACCGGUGUUGUCCUUCCGUGGCCCUCCCGCGCGCGGGGCUCCGCUUUGCGCGUCUCCAGGAGCCAUGGGGGCCCCCAGCGGCGAGGAGACGGCCAUGAUGGGGCCCCUCGGCGCGCUCCGGGCGCCGCCGCACAGAGGCGCCCUCCCCAGCCCCGGCCGCGCAGCACCGUGCGUCCCAGCGCGCGUCCGUGUUUACAGGGCUUGCUCGUGUCCACACUUCCUAUUUUAUGUUUGAGAUGGGCGCCACUCUACGAUAUUUAUUACGCUUUCCAGACUUUCUGAAUAGAUUUUUUAAAUAAACAUGGGUUUUAUGAAGUGUAA
Camelus dromedarius (Arabian camel) is the source of this 6258-nucleotide messenger RNA. RefSeq names its product ribosomal protein S6 kinase alpha-2. Gene Ontology annotation, molecular function: ribonuclease T2 activity; ribosomal protein S6 kinase activity; ATP binding. The transcript is spliced from 35 exons. Bases 216 to 3470 code for a protein of 1084 amino acids. NCBI's taxonomy places the organism in Eukaryota, Metazoa, Chordata, Mammalia, Artiodactyla, Camelidae. Gene Ontology annotation, biological process: intracellular signal transduction; peptidyl-serine phosphorylation. The record is from RefSeq and is a predicted model, not a curated record.